AUGAUCAACCCUAUUUCCGAAACAUCCUCAUAUUUCACCUUCCUUGCCCUCCCCAGCGAAAUCGACCAUGUCGCGGCGGACCGAUCCCACAGCAUUUCUAUCCGCUACGGCAAGCGCUAUCACAUAGUGAACGAUAAAAGAGACUUCCUGGCACACGACUGGACACAUUGGAGGUUCCUGCAGAUGGGUCCGCGUGCUCACACGGGUGUCUUCAAAAUCUGCGCCAGCAUGAAUCAUUGUACUCUCAACCAGCCCAACGAAGUUGUCCAGGCAGGUGAUAAAUUCUUGAUCUUCGACGAACAGGGCAACUACUGGAAUCAUCGCGAAGCAUUUCUCACCGGCUUCCCUUAUGCUCCAGUUUCCCCCGCUCAGCCGAAAAUGAGUGCUCUUAUACGAGAUACUGCGCCGUGA
Messenger RNA from Penicillium mononematosum, 411 nucleotides. RefSeq lists its product as uncharacterized. The transcript has a single exon. The coding region runs from base 1 to 411 and encodes 136 amino acids. The record is from RefSeq and is a predicted model, not a curated record. Lineage: Eukaryota; Fungi; Ascomycota; Eurotiomycetes; Eurotiales; Aspergillaceae.